Columba livia (rock pigeon) is the source of this 4690-nucleotide messenger RNA. It is a transcript of the gene HEPH, whose product is annotated as hephaestin. The transcript has 23 exons. The record is from RefSeq and is a predicted model, not a curated record. Gene Ontology annotation, molecular function: signaling receptor activity; copper ion binding; oxidoreductase activity. Gene Ontology annotation, cellular component: plasma membrane. Bases 392 to 3859 code for a protein of 1155 amino acids. NCBI's taxonomy places the organism in Eukaryota, Metazoa, Chordata, Aves, Columbiformes, Columbidae.
CAGGGAGCGCGGCGCGCGGCCACGUGACAUCACGGGCGCCUUAAAGGGGCCGCUCCGCUCCGCCCCACCCCGCGCGUCCCCGGGGAGAGCCCGCAGGCCGUGCCGUGCCGUGCCGUGCCGUGCCGUGCCGUGCCGUGCCGUGCCGUGCCGUGCCGUGCCGUGCCGUGCCUGCCAGGUGCAGCCCAGACUUUGUCCCCGCGGCGCUGCAGCACCGUCCGCGGCUCCCGGAGAUGUCGCCCGGCUGAGUCCUCGCCCGCUCCGCACGGAACGGCAACUUCUGCAACGUGCCCUGGAUCUUCAGAGUAUUUCUGGUGCUUAUUCACACCAACCUUGGAGUUGAUUGGAAGUUUUAUGAGCAUCACCCCCUCAACAGCCGUCACCUCGGGCUGCGAUGGGGUGGUUGUGGCUGUUGCUGGUUUCCGUCCGCGUGCUGUCGCCCACGUCUGCCGGAGGUGUCACCCGCGUCUAUUACCUGGGGAUCCGCGAGCUGGCCUGGAACUACGCGCCAACGGGGAGGAACGUCCUCGCCAACCAGAGCAUCGCACACAACACCAAGGCCUCAACAUUCCUGCAGCCUGGCAAAGACAGGGUGGGAAGCACGUACAAGAAGUCUGUCUAUAAGCAAUACACAGACUCCACGUACACCACCGAGAUUCCCAAACCCGGCUGGCUGGGGUUCCUUGGGCCCAUCAUCCGAGCAGAAGUGGGAGAUACCAUUAAAGUACACCUAAAAAAUUUUGCUAGUCGACCAUAUACAGUCCAUCCUCAUGGUGUGUUCUACGAAAAGGACUCUGAAGGAUCCCUGUAUCCCGAUAUGUCCCCUCAGGAUCAGAAGAAGGAUGAUGCUGUUUUCCCAGGAGGGAAUUACACCUACACUUGGACUGUGCCUGAAGAUCACAGCCCAACUGCUGAUGACCCAAACUGCUUGACCUGGAUCUACCACUCUCAUAUCGAUGCACCGAAGGACAUUGCAUCGGGAUUAAUUGGGCCAUUACUUACAUGCAAAAAAGGAAUACUGACUGGAAGCUCUCAGAGGCGCCAGGAUGUGGACAUUGAUUUCUUUCUGAUGUUCAGUGUGGUGGACGAGAACCUGAGCUGGUACCUGGAUGAGAACAUUGCAUCGUUCUGCACAGAUCCAGGCUCCGUAGACAAAGAAGAUGAGGAAUUCCAAGAGAGCAACAAAAUGCACGCUAUUAAUGGUUAUGUGUUUGGGAACCUCCCUGAGGUGACGAUGUGUGCUGGGGAUUAUGUUUCAUGGCACCUCUUUGGGAUGGGCAAUGAAAUGGAUGUUCAUACAGCCUACUUCCAUGGAGAAACGCUCAGUAUUCGCGGCCACAGGACAGAUGUGGCCAGCCUCUUCCCAGCCACCUUUGUGACGGCAGACAUGAUCCCCAGCAGCCCCGGGAGGUGGCUGCUGAGCUGUCAGGUCAACGAUCACAUACAAGCUGGGAUGGCAGCGCUCUAUGAAGUCCGGCCCUGUUCUCGGCAAGCUCCGGCACCCAGGCUGGCGGGGAGAGUUCGGCAAUACUACAUAGCGGCCAAGGAGGUGCAGUGGGACUACGGACCUUCGGGGCUGGACCCGAGCAGCGGGAAGCGGCUGAGUGAGGCGGGCAGCCCUGCAGAGCAGUUUUUCAAGCAUAGCCCCUACCGAAUUGGAGGAGUCUAUUGGAAGGCGAAGUAUAUAGAAUAUACAGACGGAAGCUUCCGUGAGGAAAAGCAGCGAUCAGAAGAAGAGAAACACCUUGGGAUACUCGGUCCAGUGAUCAAAGCUGAAGUUGGAGACACCAUCCUGGUGACGUUUGUUAACAAAGCCUCCUGGCCUUUCAGCAUCCAGCCUCAUGGAGUGUCCUAUGGGAAAGCAUGGGAAGGGAUGCGAUACCACGAUGGUCUGUCCCGGAACGGGGUGUCUGUGGCGCCACUGCACAACUUCACGUACCGCUGGGCCGUGCCGGAGCGCGUUGGGCCCGGCCCCAGCGACCCUCCCUGCCUGACCUGGAUGUACAGCUCGGCCGUGGACCCCGUCAGGGACCCCAGCUCAGGCUUGGUGGGGCCUCUGCUCAUCUGCAGGCCGGGCACGUUGGAUGACAACAACAAACAGAAAGGAAUCGACAAAGAGUUUUACCUUCUCUUCAGUGUGUUUGACGAGAACCUCAGCUGGUACUUGAAUGCAAACAUAAAGUACUAUCUGAAGAUGGAAGAGACUUUUGUAAAGAAGGACGAUGGCUUUGAGGAGUCGAACAGGAUGCACGCCAUCAACGGACUGAUGUUUGGUAACUUGCCUGGGCUGAAUGUUUGUGAAGGAGACAACGUGUCCUGGCACCUUCUGGGCUUGGGCAGCGAGGCGGAUGUGCACGGAGCUGUGUUUCAGGGAAACACCCUGCAGGUUAAUGGGAUGCGGCGGGAUUCCACCAAUCUGUUUCCCCACACGUUUGCUACCGCCUUCAUGCGGCCCGACAACUGCGGGAUUUUUGAGAUCUACUGCCAGACCAGCAAUCAUUACCAGGCUGGCAUGAGGGAACGCUACUCCGUUUCUAAGUGUGGAAAAAGGGAUCCUGCCCCUGCCCCUCAGUACAAAGGGGUGCGGACGUACUACAUCGUGGCCGAGGAGGUGGAGUGGGACUACGCGCCUGACCGGAGCUGGGAGAGGGAGCGGCACAACGGUUCCGUGGAGAGCUACGCCGACGUAUUUCUGAGCAACGAGAACGGACUGCUUGGCUCCAGGUACAAGAAAGCAGUUUACAGGGAGUACACUGACGGGACUUUCCAGACCCCCAAGGUCAGGACAGACGGUGCUGAACACCUUGGGAUCCUAGGUCCUUUCCUGUGGGCGGAAGUGGGAGAUAUUCUCAACAUCGUGUUUAAGAACAACGCCAGCCGGCCCUACUCCAUCCACGCGCACGGGGUGCUGGAGAGGGAGACGGGACCGGUGCCAGCAGCGAACCCAGGGGACAUUUUGACGUACCAGUGGGAGGUUCCUGAGAGAUCUGGUCCGGGGCCAAAUGAUUCAGCCUGUGUUCCUUGGAUCUACUACUCCACGGUGGACCCGGUGAAGGAUGUGUACAGCGGGCUGAUCGGGCCGCUCAAGAUCUGCCGGAGAGGGGCCCUGCGGGCUGACGGGCUCGGCAGGGACGUGAGGAGGGAGUUCGCUCUGCUGUUCCUGGUGUUUGAUGAAAACCAGUCCUGGUACUUGGAGGAGAAUGUGGAACGUUACACUAAGGGAAGUCACAAGGAGAUCAACCUGCUGGAUGACAAAUUUCUGGAAAGCAACAAAAUGCACGCCAUCAAUGGGAGGCUCUAUUCCAACCUGCCUGGGCUGACCAUGUUCCAGGGCGAACGGGUGAACUGGUACCUGCUGGGAAUGGGUCAGGAGAUUGAUGUCCACACAGUCCAUUUUCAUGCCGAGACCUUCAUAUACAAGAAUGGCAAAAGCUACCGAGCAGAUGUUGUGGAUCUGUUCCCUGGGACCUUUGAGAUGGUGGAGAUGCUGGUCGGGAACCCCGGGACGUGGCUGCUCCACUGCCACGUGUCUGACCACAUCCACGCUGGCAUGGAGACGCUUUUCACCGUCCUGCCCAGACCAGAGCCAGUGCUUUUGGUGGUGAACGCCAGCACAGAGUUGCCACCUGAGGAUACAGAUGAGUCCCAGAAGAUCAGGCUUUUUGGAUCCAAGCUGGCUCAAGGGCAGGUGGAGGCCACCAUCAUCACGCUGGCCAUCGCGGGCCUGGUGCUCUUCCUGGUCGCCUGCUUCCUCCUGGGAGCGGUCGUCUAUCUGGAGCGACAGAAGAGGCUGAGGCGCAAUCGAAGGUCCAUCCUGGACGAUGGAUUCAAAUUGAUGUCUAAAAAGAACUCGGCGCUAUAAAAGCCACAUACAAACUUCAGGCUGUGCGCUUGGGGCAAGGCUGGAUCAUUGUCCACAGCAAGGAUUUUGGGGCGUCAUUUAAGUCGUACACUGUACUUCUAGAAGCCGAGGGGGGAAAGCUGGAGCCCUGACCUCUUCAUGUAUUCUCCUCAGCACUCCGGAAAGAAAAGGUCUGUCCAGGAGAGACCCAAGGACCCUUUGAACCGACUGAAGAUGUGUAACAAAGUGUCCUUCUAGAAUACUGUUCUCCCCUGAGGAAGGGUGGAGACAUUUCCCCUGUUUUCUUCUCUCCAGAAUGACUCCACUUGGCCCUUCCCAGCAGACACGCGUAGGCCAAAUUCCUGUCUUGCUCCAUUGCCAGAGCUGAGCUGGGAAUUGUCUCACAAGGAGCUGUGAGCCUUUAAAUAAUUAGUCUGAAGAGGGGAAGAUAAUUUUUUCAUUUUUGUGAAUCAAUUAAGAAUAUAGAAGAGAAAAUGUUAAUUUAGAUUUGGAUUGCUGUUUUUUGAUGAGUAUUUGGACAGAUGGGCAUCCAGGGUAGUGCAUGUCACGGUGCCCUGGAGCUGUGCCUCGCCACCAGCCUCGCUGCGACACGUCCUCCUGCCCCCGGCACGCCGGGCCACGUGCCUUGGUGACAGGAUCCGUGUCCUGUGUGGGAGCAGCAGCUUCUCCCAGAGCUGCAGAGGGUCCUGGUGACCCCGCACGGCGGUUCUGCCGGGCCGUGCGCCUGGGCUGCGCCUCGGCGCCUCCUGCAGCAGGGACAGGGACGCUGGGCUGUGCUGCGCUGUGGUUUGCUCUCUUGCUUUCAAAUAUAUUGUAUUGAUGUGAUCUCCA